Molecule: messenger RNA, 4196 nt
Organism: Salvelinus fontinalis (brook trout)
Lineage: Eukaryota; Metazoa; Chordata; Actinopteri; Salmoniformes; Salmonidae
Product: pumilio homolog 1-like
Exons: 24
Coding region: 428-3862 (1144 amino acids)
Biological process (GO): regulation of mRNA stability; miRNA processing
Cellular component (GO): cytosol; cytoplasm
Molecular function (GO): mRNA 3'-UTR binding
Source: RefSeq, a predicted model, not a curated record
GCACUGGUGACAUGCUGGUAAAUAGACACACACCCCCCACCCCUGGUCUUAGGAGACGUAGCGUCUCUGUUCUGCCAGUGCAUGGAAAAUCCCGCCAGCUCUAUAUUGUCCGUGUCUUCAUUCAGCCACAUGUCGGUGAAACAUAAGAUGUUACAGUUUUUAAUGUCCCGUUGGUAGGAUAAUCUUAAUAGUUGGUCAUCAGUUUUAUUUUCCAACGAUUGCACGUUAGCAAGGAAAAUGGAUGGCACUGGGAGAUUACUCGCUCGCCUCCAGAUUCUCAGAAGGAUCCCCGAUCUGCGUCCUCUUUUCCGGCGUCUUUUCUUCAUGCAAAAGGCGUGGAUCUGGGCCUGUUCCAGUGAAAGCAGGAUAUCCUUCUCGUCGGACUCAAUAAAGGAAGAAGUUUCUUCCAGUCCGCGGCCGUGGUGGAAUGAGCAGCGUGUGUGUGUUGAAGGGUAAAGCAGUGCUCUGGCAGGACUCGUUCAGCCCCCACCUCAGAACUUCAACUCCCAGCAUGCCGGUGGUGCUGAGCAGCGGAGGACACGCCCCCCCGGCCGGACAGACCCCACAUGCCCCGCCACCAAACCAGCAGGGCGUGGCGGGUACGGGGCGGUCUCAGGAUGAUGCCAUGGUGAAUUACUUCUUCCAGCGGCAGCACGGGGAGCAGCCUGGCAAACACCGCUGGCCCGCUGGGGAGAACAUCCACGACAGCCAGGGGCGGUCGAUGGAUGAGCUGAACCAUGACUUCCAGGCUCUGGCUCUGGAGAGGCGUGCCAUGGGAGAGCAGCUUUUGACAGGUAAGAAGUUUUGGGAGAGUGACGAAGCUGGAAAAGAUGGACCGAAAGGGAUCUUCCUGGACCAGUGGAGGGACAGCGCGUGGGGGGCCACAGACCACUCGGUGUCUCAGCCAAUCAUGGUGUCUCAUCGGCCGGGCGGGGGUUUCCAUGGCGGCGGGGAGGUGGGCGGUUCAGUGAUGUCACCGCGAUCAGAGAGCGGGGGCUUAGGAGUCAGUAUGGUAGAAUACGUCCUCUCCUCUUCUCCCGCCGAGAAACUGGACUCCUGCCUCCGUAAGGGACCUUUCGGUCCGAGGGAUGGAGAGGUGGAUGAGGAGAAGAGGGAGAAACCAAAGGCUCCAUUUGAAGGAGAGAAACUCAAGGAGAUGGUAGAGGGUGACGUCAUCAGUGAUGUCAUCAACCUCAACGGGCUCCCCGUGCAGAACGGCCUGGACGUGGACGGCAAGGAGUACAGUCGUCAAGGCCAGAUACUGCCCGCGGGGCCAGACACUGACGUAAUAGGGGGUGUAGUAGGGGAGGGUAUGGUCUCCAUGGGAGGUGGUCCCAAACCCCAAGAGGUCUUCUCUGGGGUGGAACAGGGUGUUACCAUGGAUACCAUGCAGUCUGUGAUGGAGCCUUUGCAGUUUGACUACAACUCCCAGAUGGCCAUGGACUCUCAGCCCACCGUGGGCCUGUUCGACUACAGCAACCAACAACAGUUGUUCCAGAGACCCAGUGCUCUAGCAGCCCAACAGCAGCAGUAUGCCUUGGCAGCAGCACAGCAAUCUCACAUUGGUUUGGCUCAAGCGUUUGUUCCCAACCCUUACAUCAUCAGUACUGGUCCGCCUGGAACCGACCCCUACGCUGCUGGACUGGCAGCUGCUGCAACACUGGGCCCGGCGGUGAUGCCUCCCCAGUACUACGGGGUGACUCCCUGGGGAGUGUAUCCAGCCAAUCUGUUCCAGCAACAGGCUGCGGCCGCCAACAACUCAGCCAAUCAACAGGCUCAAGGACAGAACCAGCAGAACCAACAACAGGUGAUGCGUGGGGGCGGUAACCAGCGACCCCUGACCCCUAGCCACGGUCAACAGGGUCAGCAGAACGACCAGCUGAUCUCUGCCGCAGCAGUCAAUUCAGCGCUCGCCUUCGGACAGGGGCUGGCUGCCGGCGUGCCUGGCUAUCCUAUGCUGGCUCCAGCUGCUUACUAUGACCAGACGGGGGCGCUAGUGGUCAACACAGGAUCUAGGGGUGGGCCCGUACGCCUCAUGGCCCCCGCAGGCUCAGUUAUUAUCUCUCCCUCCGCUGCACAAGCAGUGGCGGCAGCAGCUGCGGGUGGCGGGGCUAACGGUGGUAUGGGAGGCGGGGCCAAUGGUCAGUUUCGAGCCAUGCAAUCCCAGCAGCCUCAGCAGCAGGGAGGAGGGGUUAUGUCAGGAAACUCCUUUUAUGGAUCCUCUCUUAGCAACUCAUCCCAGAGCUCCUCACUCUUCUCUCAAGGUAGCCAAUCAACGUACUGCUCCGCCCAGCCGGGCCUCGGCUCCGCCUCUCUGGGGUUUGGUCAGAGCAACUCUUCACUCGGCGCUACGUUGGGCGGCUUUGGCACUGCAGUGGCUAACUCCAGCGGUGGCAACAGUUCUCGUCGUGACUCACUGACCGGCAGUAGUGACUUGUACAAACGCACGCAGUCCAGCCUCACUCCCAUUGGCCAUGGGGGGUUCUACAACGGAACCCUGGGCUUUAGCUCCUCCCCUGGGCCGGUCGGAAUGCCUCUGCCCAACCAAGGCCCCUCCCACUCCCUGACUCCACCCCCCUCUCUGUCCAAUCACAGCUCCUCAUCCAACCUCAACCUGGGAGGUCUGACCAAUGGCAGCGGUCGUUUCAUAUCUGCUGCUCCGGGGGCAGAGGCGAAGUAUCGCAGCGCCAGUUCUGGCUCCUCCCUAUUCUCUCCCAGCAGCCAGCUCUUCCCGUCGUCACGGCUACGUUACGGAAUGUCGGACGUGAUGCCUUCAGGGCGCAGCCGGCUCCUGGAAGACUUCCGGAACAACCGCUACCCCAACCUGCAGCUGAGAGAGAUUGCUGGGCACAUCAUGGAGUUCAGCCAGGACCAACACGGCAGCAGGUUUAUCCAGUUGAAGUUGGAGAGGGCCAGCUCAGUGGAGCGUCAGCUGGUCUUUAGUGAGAUCCUCCAGGCUGCCUACCAACUCAUGGUCGACGUCUUUGGAAACUACGUCAUCCAGAAGUUCUUUGAGUUUGGCAGUGUGGACCAGAAGCUGGCUGUAGCUGAGAGGAUCAGAGGUCAUGUCCUGUCUCUGGCCCUUCAGAUGUAUGGCUGUAGAGUCAUACAGAAGGCGCUGGAGUUCAUCCCCUCAGACCAGCAAGUUAUAAGUGAGAUGGUACGGGAGUUGGACGGUCACGUGUUGAAGUGUGUGAAGGAUCAGAACGGCAAUCACGUGGUGCAGAAGUGUAUCGAGUGUGUUCAGCCCCACGCAUUACACUUCAUCAUCGACGCCUUCAAGGGACAGGUGUUUGUACUCUCCACCCACCCCUACGGCUGUCGAGUGAUCCAGCGUAUUCUAGAACACUGUCUUCCAGACCAGACCCUGUCCAUUCUGGAGGAGCUGCACCAACACACGGAACAGCUGGUGCAGGACCAGUAUGGUAACUACGUGAUCCAGCACGUACUAGAACACGGCAGAGCAGAGGACAAGAGUAAGAUAGUAGCUGAGAUCAGAGGAAACGUACUGGGGCUCAGUCAACACAAGUUUGCCAGUAAUGUAGUGGAGAAGUGUGUGAGCCAUGCGUCUCGUGCGGAGCGGGCCGUGUUGAUAGACGAGGUGUGUAGUCUGACUGAGGGGCCCCACAGUGCCUUGUACACCAUGAUGAAGGACCAGUACGCCAAUUACGUGGUGCAGAAAAUGAUUGACGUGGCCGAACCCACACAGAGAAAGAUCAUCAUGCACAAGAUCCGGCCCCACAUCUCCACUCUGAGGAAGUAUACGUAUGGAAAACACAUCCUGGCCAAGCUGGAGAAAUACUACAUGAAGAAUGGAGUGGACCUGGGGCCUCUCUGUGGCCCUCCCAACGGCAUCAUGUAAACUUACCACCCUUUUCAACACUCUUAACUCUUGAGGACAAGACGGACCAACGGGAACGUCGGACGUGCUCAGUAGAUCACCGGCUGGGUUGGUUGAGCAACGGUGGUGAUUCAACAUGUAGGACAGCCACCCUCUGUGUACAGCUGACGUUGUAUUGGAAUGUCAUGUCUUUUAUACCAUAACCCCUAGCCUAUACCCUACAUGAAAAAUGACAUGUUAACUACUACCCACACACAACCCAUUAUUUCCUACCACCCGAUGGUCUAAACCCAAACCCCCCCCCUCUUUUCCCCUCCUGAUGAGAUAAUGUAAACUGCUGUCCCCCCCCCCCCCC